ACACCCUGAAAUGUUCCAGCUGCGUGAACAAUGAGGAUUAUGUCACCUUGUUGGCAUUCCUCCGCCUGUGUUUAUUUAGAUUCGCUGGCUGAAAGGGAUGUUUCUGCAGGAAAUACACGAGCCCUGUUUAUCUUUUUUCUCUCCUCCUGCACGCGCACGGACGUGUGCGCGUCUUCCUCCCCCUUUCUGCCUCCCCGCAUCUGACAGUGUCCCUCCCUCUUUCUCUCUUUCCUCCCUCCCUCCUUCAUUAGGCGUUACACGGGCAAAAAAACCGACACACUCCUUCUCCUUCUGACCGGGAAUACGCGCGGAGCGGCGGCCGGAGCAGGACGGACCUCCCCGGCGCGGUGCGCAUCCUCCAUGGUCCUCCUCUGGAUGACAGGAGGGUUGCUUCUCUAAAGCAGCUGAAGUACGCUCUGGGUCAGAGGUGAAAACAACACGUUAGGAGUCCUCCCCGACAGCAGGGGGCAGCAGCAGGCAUGCUGGACGUUGCCUCUGACAGCAAGAUGGCCAGACAGGAACACAAUUCCAAACAAGUGGAUGACCACAGAGAAGCAGAGGACAUGACUGAGAAGACGUCCCCCAACAAGAACAUGAAGUCUCCUCAGAAAGGCUCCAAGCGGCUGAAAACGGCCCCCUUCAGAGUGACACUGCUGGAUUCCUCCGACUACGAGGGAGAAUGUGAGAAGCACUCUAAAGGACAGACUCUGAUGGACAUGGUGUGUGAACACCUCAACUUGCUGGAGAAGGACUACUUCGGCCUGACCUUUGCUGACACGGACAGCCAGAAGAACUGGUUGGAUCCCUCCAAAGAGAUCAAGAAGCAGAUGCGCAACUCUCCCUGGCAGUUCGCCUUCGCUGUCAAGUUCUACCCCCCAGACCCCUCCCAGCUCACAGAGGACAUCACCAGAUACUACCUGUGUCUGCAGCUGAGAGACGACAUCCUGUCAGGCCGGCUGCCGUGCUCGUUUGUCACGCACGCCCUCCUGGGCUCCUACACCAUUCAAGCAGAGCUGGGGGACUACGACCAGGAAGAGCACGGCUCCGAUUAUGUCAGCGACUUCCGCUUUGCUCCGAAUCAGACCCGCGAGCUGGAGGAGAGGGUGAUGGAGCUCCAUCGAAGCUACAAAGGGAUGAUGCCAGCAGAGGCUGAAGUGAAUUUUUUGGAGAAUGCAAAAAAGUUGUCUAUGUACGGUGUGGACCUCCAUCACGCUAAGGAUUCGGAAGGGAUUGAAAUAAUGCUCGGCGUCUGUGCCAACGGUCUGCUGAUUUACCGAGACAGGCUGAGGAUCAACCGCUUUGCAUGGCCAAAGAUUCUCAAGAUUUCAUAUAAGAGAAGCAACUUCUACAUCAAAAUUAGACCUGGAGAGUUUGAGCAGUUUGAAAGUACCAUCGGCUUCAAGCUUCCCAACCACAGAGCUGCUAAGAGGCUGUGGAAAGUCUGCAUUGAGCAUCACACCUUCUUCCGCUUGGUAUCUCCAGAACCUCCUCCCAAAGGCUUCUUGGUGAUGGGAUCAAAGUUCCGUUACAGUGGAAGGACACAGGCUCAAACCAGACAGGCCAGCGCUCUCAUAGACCGUCCUGCUCCUCACUUUGAGCGGUCCACCAGCAAGAGGUACCUGCUGUCCAGGAGCCUGGAUGGAGAGUUCUCCCGGCCCGCAUCGUCCAUGUGCGAGAACCACCAUGGCCUGACCCACCGCAGCUACAGCGAGCAGCGACGACUCUACAGCCCAUCUGUGGACGAACAGGAGACGGAGCUGGAGCCCAGCCUGGAGCAGGAUGAAGACGACAAGGACCAGGAUCAGAGCCAGGACAUGGAGCUGGAGAGGGAUCACGAUGGCAGCGUCUCUCCCAGCAGAAAGAAGGAGAUCAUGGAGGAGAGCGGCUCUCCAGUGGACAGUAAACAGGAGCUCUGCCAGUUGGACCAGGAGACCACUCCUCGGCACAAACAGGAGUUUCUUGAUAAAUCCAAGGAUGUCCUGCUGAAGCACCAGGCCAGCAUCAAUGAGCUGAAGAGAGCCUUGAGGGAACCAAACAGCAAGCUGAUGACCCGAGAGAAGCGUCUGUCUGCAACGUCUCCGACUGCAACUCCUGAGAAGAAGGCUUUGGGGGGCCGGGCAGCUGGGAAGGACCCUGCUAACAGCCUGUCUGUUGAGGGUUUCGUCCAGAAGACUGUGGUCACUUCCCCUGAGGGCUCUGAAGAAUGGGUAUUGAUUGAAAAACAGCAACCUUUUCAACAAGACCAAGGCUUUAAAGGAGAAGAAAAGAACAAAUUUCUCAUAUCGGAUUCCUCGUGGGAGAAAAAGCAGCUGGAUAAAGAGAUAGACAUUACCAAAAUGCUACAGAAAGAGGUGAUACAGUACAACAGAAAAGAAGCCAGAAGCCAAAUCGAUGAAUGUUCGGUCACAAAAACACCCAGAGAGGUGGACUUGUUCUCUGAGACUGAGAAUGUAGACUGGUUUCAAGACAAAUCUCAAAGUAAACCAUCUCAAACCUCAGGCCCCGAGGCAAGCAGCGAUGUGGCCCCAGGCUCUCGCCAGAUUAAAGACAGGGUGGGUUCUAAACCAAGGAAAAAAUGGAGACCCCAGAGCUUGAACCUGGAAAUGCCAGCAGAGCUUGUCAGCAGGAAGGCUGGGAGCGAUUCCUCUGGCGAGGAAAAGGAAGACUCUGACUCAGACAACACUUCAGACAAAAUGCCUAAUCGAGGAAAUCAUUGUGAUUCAUCCCCGGUGCUCAUGGCAACAGAUGAUCAGGCAUUAGGAAAGGAUCAGUUUGUCAGUGCAAAUAAAGACAACAAAAAAGAGGAUUUAUCAGACGACAGUCAAGGAAUAGAGCAGGUGAAGAGGAAGGUGAACCAGGUUGGGAUGGCAGGUGUUAAUUUAAGCUCCUUAAACGGACCUGGAAAGAUAGAACAUGAAAGUUCAUUAGCCAGUGUCAAAGGAGAGGGUGUGGUGAAGGUGAGAGGAAAGAGCCUUAUUGAUAACAAAGAAUUGGCCGAGGUGAAACUUCGACAAGUCAGGUCUCAUGAGCGAAAGAUCAGCAGUUCAGGUGGAGAGGACAUUGAGGGUUUCCUGGGUGACAGAGGUCAGAGGACAUCCCUCCACCGGCUGUCAGGCAGUGGCUAUCAAUCUGAGAUCACCAGGAUCGUUCCUCUGAAGCCAGAGAGGUCAAAAAGUGUAGCAGGUAAGGACGAAAGGGAACAGAUAGGGCAGGAAGAGCCAUCACGUAUCGUCAGACGAGAAUACCGCUGGUCCGUUGGCUCUCCGGAGGGAUCGUCAGACCUUAACUGGUCUGAUGUCUCUGCUAUUCAUUCAUCACCCCCAGCCGAUCUGCAGGCCCUCCCUAAAGCCAAACACCAAGAGGAUAGCUCCCAGUCAGAUAGGGGCUCUGCAGAGAAUCAACUAUUCAGCUCAAAAAUGUCAGCUCUUCCUAAAAUGGCUCCUCCAGCUCCACCAGUGAAAACGCAGAAGGCCAGGGAGUCCGGACUAAUACUGCGGAACAGCCGGAAUGCUGGCAGGGAGCAGAGCCUGGACGCAGCCAAGAAGAGACACUCGGAACCUGUCUCUACUCCUGCCAUUUAUGAAGAGCCAUUUGCUGAUUUCAAGAAGGAGUUUGUGGAGAGGAGGCCUCAGCCGAGCGUAGCUUCAGAGGAGGAGCAGGACACGGUGGCCUGCAUGAGGGAAACCCAGCUGGGCAUCGAGCGUAAGUGCUCCAGCAUGACGGUCAGCUCCACAUCCAGCCUGGAGGCCGAGGUGGACUUUACCAUAAUCACUGAUCUCCACUCGGGUGUGGAGGACCUUACUAAGUGUACGUCGGAGCUGGGAGAGCAUGAGCGGCAGCCGGAGGUGGGACGGGAGGAUUUUGAGGAGACCUCCAGGUUCUACUCGGCCCGUCUGAUGGGCUCCAGGGACAAGUUUCCCAUGGAAGAGAAGCUUCCUGAGGAAGGAAUGCAUCAUGAGCCUCCAGUGGCCAAGAAAGACCCCACUGCUGUGAGUGCGGCCCACAAGCUGAAGCGGACCGACACAAGAACAGAAACACACACAAACGGAUCAGAGGAUCACCCCAGCACCACAGAGAUCUCACCACAGGAAUUUGAUCCUGUCAGUCCACAGGAAGCUCCUGUUGCUCUUAAAGAAAACAGCUCUCCUGUAAAAGCCAGCGAGCAGGGAAGGCAGUCUGUUGUGUCUCCAAUGACCAUCACCUCUGAGAGCAUCACCUCAGCAACCACAACACAAGUCACCAAGACAGUAAAAGGAGGGUACUCAGAGACCAGAAUCGAAAAGCGGAUAAUAAUCACAGGAGACGAUGACGUGGACCAGCACCAGGCGCUCGCCAUGGCGAUCCAGGAGGCCAAGCAGCAGCAUCCUGACAUGCUGGUGACAAAAGCAGUGGUUAUCAGGGAAUCGGAGUCUCCCACUGAGGAGCUGCAGAGGAAAUCAGAGUGCUGAUCUGAUGAGGUGGUCUUUGAGAUGGGAGGGGGGAGGGGGGCUACAGGAGUAGAUGCUCCAUCAGAGUGUCUCCUGCCCUGCCAAGCAGCUGCCACCAGCCCAACGAGAGGACUUUCUCCCCCACUGCGUACACGUAGACAUCAGAAAAGACUACAGUCCAUGAAGCAGCACACCUUCAGUCCUGUCCCUUUAGACAAACCAACUGUGGCUCUGACCUCUGACCCUGGCCCAGACUCCUGCUCUGUCUUGGACCACCCCGGCCCUCUUUGGAUAACAGGAACGUUCUUCUGUUGGAUGAUUCAGCACUGAAUCGGACCUGCUUUGGCUCGUUUGAACCAACCCUUCUUCCUGCAGUCAACUCGCUCGCCACAAUCAUCUCCCAGCAGGGUCACCUUCACCUUCAACUGCUGUCUAAUUAGCUUUUUACACUUUUUAUUCUAUAGAGGAUUUCAUUUCUGUUCAGUGUUUGCCUGUUUAUGAAUAAUAUCAGACAAUUAUAAUCUGCAUGUUUCAAUAAUAAGACCGGAGGGAAUGAAAAGAAAUGAUACUUGUUUAGUUGUGAUAAAACGGAAAAGGUAAACAUAUUUACCAAGCCGACGAUCUUCAUCUCAUCUCACUUAAACAGUGACACAGAAUGGCUAGUCUCCUUAGGCAUUUUCUCAAAAUGUUCAGAUAAAACAUAACUGUUAAACCUUUAAUUUUUAUUCAUCUGAUUCUUUUUUAAAACACAUUUUUUUAAUUCCUGUGUUUUUGUACUUUUAGUUUUAGUUAGUGAAAGUGAUCUCUCUUUAACUCGUCUCGGUGCCGUGGUACUAUGGAGCUUAUAGCUGCGUUUGGUUGUUACACUGGUUGAACCUGAUAUAUUUUAUGUGCCCACUUUUCUUUAAAUACCAAUCUUAGAGUCAUCCACUGGAAGCUGUGUGUCUGUCUAGAUGUUGAGCAUCAAACAUACAACAUGUUUUAGUUAGCCUGAAAAGCUGAGGCUUUCAACUAAUUCUCAACUAUGCUAACUAGCUUAAUUUCUCAAUAGCAUGCAGCUGUUUGUCCAAGUUUAUGGAAGAAAUAGUAAGUUCUGGGAUGGCUUGUUACACUUCUCUUGUUGUUGUGGCACCCCUGUUCAAUUUGAGCUGUUGUCGAGGUGAUCCCGGACAAGCCCCCAUUGUGUUUCAACCUGAUGACUUAAAAAAACUAGAUAGAUAAUCAUGUCAUACAUUAAACCAGCAAAAUCAUCAUAAAUGUAUGUUAACUCAAAGAUAAUGCAGUUGUCGUGGACAGAGUCUGACUGGUCGCCAGACUCCAACCAAUAGGAUCAAAGAUAAUCUGCAUCAUUGCAGGGGUGUAUUUUAUCUUCUAUAACAGCAAUCAGUUAAAUAUCAGUUUCGAUUGUGAUGUUUAGCUAUCCCAGUGAUGUAUAGAGACACUUCCUGAAAAGCUCAAAACCACAACUCUCGUGUUGCUUUUAUUACUUUUACUUUAAUCUGAAAUUAAAGUGUGUGAGAUAUUUAAACAAUCCUGUCAGCUAUAACCGUAUGUUCUGAGUGACCUUUAACACUAUACUAUGCAUCGGUCAAAAGCGUCCCUCAGACAGAACCUGACUCGUUAGCUUGUCGUCAUUAUGUUUGUGCUACCGAAGCGGUGAAGAGCACUGCUUGUGAGAUUUGCAAUAAGCAGCUAUCAUUCCCACCCUCUUUCCUCUAAAAGGGAGAAAACUGUGAACUUGAACAUGUAACCAAAACCUGCUAAAACAUAGUUGUAGAGUGAUUCUGGAAGGAGCUUUUCCAACACCUGUGGCCGUCGCCGUCUCCCAUCCCCCGACUUGAACCCUGCUGUAGAUGUGUCUGUGGAAACAAGAGGUUAUGAAAUUCUGAUUUGUAUAUUCUAUUUUACUCUAUUUUAUUUUGUAAGUCAUACGACACUGGACUGUUGGGGAGGCAUUGUUUGCGAGUCUCGGAGCACAUGUUCUGUAAACUCCUGUACAAACAAAAGGAACCUGUUUCUGCUGCUGAAAUGGACACACUGCUGAGGAAGGACUAAUGGCAUCAGAGGAGAAGCUGAGAAUUCUGGGUAAAGUGCAGAGUUAAAGGACAGAGGACCUGAAUCAUAGAGCUGCGAUUGUUUCAAGGCAUCAGUCAAAAAGCAAAAUCCAAAGGACAAGGUGCAAUAGAGUUGGAACACAAAAGGGUGCCUUACGUUUUGAUUGUGGGAGCAGCGAUCAUCGGCCGAAAGUGUCCGAGGCGAAGACGAGGAGAAAUGUAAUGCGGUGGACAGAGGACGGUUUGUCCCCCAGGAGGUGAAAUCAGCUCGCUGCACAUUACUGUUGUGGGGUUUUUCUUUUUCUCAGCGACAGCCUUCAAACUGCUCAGCCGUUCAGCCUCCACCUUCAUCUCUUCACUGCCCGUUGCUCUACAUCCCCCCAGUGCUUGGUGGUGUGUUCGUGCCGUGUUUGCAUUUUGUUUACACAGGAAAACAUACCUGCAUAAAUAAAUGUCUCACUGGUUCAAACGGUC
Molecule: messenger RNA, 6955 nt
Organism: Nothobranchius furzeri (turquoise killifish)
Lineage: Eukaryota; Metazoa; Chordata; Actinopteri; Cyprinodontiformes; Nothobranchiidae
Product: band 4.1-like protein 1
Biological process (GO): cortical actin cytoskeleton organization
Cellular component (GO): plasma membrane; cytoskeleton
Molecular function (GO): actin binding; structural molecule activity
Source: RefSeq, a predicted model, not a curated record